This is a messenger RNA of Caenorhabditis briggsae, 2421 nucleotides long. The transcript has 6 exons. Bases 1 to 2421 code for a protein of 806 amino acids. NCBI's taxonomy places the organism in Eukaryota, Metazoa, Nematoda, Chromadorea, Rhabditida, Rhabditidae. The record is from RefSeq and is a predicted model, not a curated record.
AUGGCUCUGCAAUGGCGACAGUUCCGCCUAAGAGAUUAUUUUCGCGUUUCUGAGAAUGAUAUGAAUGUUCGCAACCACGGAUAUCAACAUAUUCUAGGCUCCGCAAUUAUUGGAAUCCCUGGAGAUGGAGAUACCAGGAAUCGUCUUUAUCCAAACUUUGUCGUAGAUACUCAAUUAUUUAUGGGGGAUGGAGUAAAAUAUUUUUUAAUUGAUAAGGAGGAUAAGAGGAGAUUAAAUGAGAUGAGGAAUAAUUGCCAAACACUGCAAGAGAAAUAUCAAACAACUAAAGAAGUUGUUAGAAGUCUUUCGAAGUUCCAAGAAUUUUACCCGCAGAAAAGAGUCUAUUUGAGAUUGAUCCAGUUCAGAAAUUACCCCGCAUGGAAUUCUGAUAUAGUCUUCUUUGACGAAGCUGUUGAAGUUGCUGCAGUCGUUUUGAAACAACAAGGAGCUGCGCCGGAAAGAAUUGAAGAGGCUGAAAGAAUUUUGGCGCGGAGACAACGGGACAAUGAAGAAACCAAAAAUGUUAAAACGAUUACAAUAUAUGAUUUGAACAGGAUUUUUGAGAGAUACGGACUCGACAGAUCUCGUAUUACGCUCGUUCCCGAUUUAUGCGAGUUUGCAUACUUGAAAGACUGCCAUCAAUACGCUGAUAUCGUGCGAACGCUGUCGCCACAUAUGAAUGUCGUUAUGGACUUCAAAAACGUGUUGUUUUGCAUUUUUACCUGUGGAGUUCAAGGAUCUGAUGUGUCCCCAGCUCACAGAGGGAAUCGAAUAAGCGGAAAAAACAAGAUGGAUAGAUUCAGAAGCCUUAUGCAGAGAUACUUCCGGAAGCGGGGAAAUGGAAGGUACAUCGUCGCCAGCAAAGUCCAUAAUGAGAUUGAGAAAAUCAUGCUGGACUACAAUGGACCGCGUGAAAGAUGGCACCAGUACGAAACAAGAUUCUUAGCGUACCAAUCCAAUCAAACCAUCUCGUUCAAAGACUUCAAUUUGAUCGCGAAAGCUUUGAAUAUUAAUCGCUAUGAUGUGCCGUCAGAUUUCAGAGGAGCGUACCCAAUUUGGAUGGCAAGGGUGCUAUUUUCAAUAGCACAUCUCCAGCAAGCAUAUAAAAGGCCGAGCCUGAUGACCAAUUGCAUAAUAAGACAAUUUUCAUUACGUGCACCACCGGGACAAGAAAAUUCUGUCAAAAUAACUAUGAUGCAGAUUAUGGCAGGUAGACUCUUGCCAAUGGAAGAAACGGUGGAGGAAAGAAGAAUCACAAGAGAUAGGGGAAGAAGAACAGCGGAAAGAAAUGCAGUCAGAGGAGAUUGGUCUAUACCUAGAGAAUUCGAAAAGCAAAUCAAAUUCAAACAUGAGAUUGAAGCUCAUCUGAACCUAUCUCAGUAUGUGAUCAGAGAAGAGGACUAUGAACCAUUACAUAUUCGUCGGAAAUUCACCCCGCCAACAGCACUUCCUCUUGUUCCGGAUGGAUGGUAUUUUAACCGGCCAGCGUAUAUAGUAACUCCGAUCCCUCCUCGACGGCCGCAACUAGUACCACCAGCGGCACCACGACCAAUCACACCAAGGCCAGUCGUCCAACCACCAGAUCCGAUGCCAGUUCGAGCAGAUUCACCAGAAGAAUUCCUCAAUCAGAACCCUGCCGACAACAAUGUCCCAGCUCCAAAUCCAAUUCGGGGCCGUUGGAUGAUGAGAGCCGCCGAUUUGGCACGAAUGUGGCCAGUAGAUCUGCCAGCACCUCAACCUGCGAAUCAAUUCGUUCCACAGCUCGCACCGCCUCCACCAGUGAAUCCUCGGAACAAUCAUCCGGAUCUCUUCCGACGUAUAGACGAACUUCGAAGACUCGUGCAACCUGCAGAUAACUUUCCAAACAUGAAUGAUAUGCCACAGUUUGUAAACUGGAAUCAGAGACUAGCCGACGUGCAAGAUGUACAACAGAACGGUAAUCCAUUUCCUCCACAAUUAGUAGCUCCUCAGCAACCAGCUCCUUGGAACGAUGAUCAAAAUAUGGAUUGGGAUAAUGACGCGGAAAGAUUCGUUCCUCCACCGAUCAAUGAUUUCAAUAAUUUCAAUAAUUUCAACGCUAUCGAUAUGCCCCCGAUGGGACAAUUUGGGCAGUGGCAAUUUGGACAAAAUGAUAUUCAAAGAAUUCAACCACUGGUUCAUCAUAUGGCUCUGGCGGCACCUGCUCCACAAGUUGAUCCACAAGCUGAUCCAUGGGCUGCUCAGCAACGAUUUAUGGAUUGGAUUGCUCAGGCUCAAGAAUUUAUGCAACAAUUUGCUCUUAACGUUCCAAACGUUCCAAUUGAUAUGGACCAGAUUGCACAAUGGCACUGGGAUCAGAUAGACAUCGCAAGACAAGCAUGGGAGCAGCAAGAACUGCAAAAUCAACUGCAGAAUCAAUUUGGCGUCGACCAAUUUCAAUAA